GAAAUCGGCAAUCAGCGUCGUACCGUUGACACCGACUCGCGUUAUCGACCGCAUUACCACGGCGAUUAAAUACGGCGUCUUCGACGUCGCAGUUGUAAUCUGUUGUCCGCGUUCGUUCCAUUGUAGUUCGUUUCGGUGAACCUACACCUACUUGUUCUCGCGACUGAUGCUGGUCCGGUAGUCGUCGUCGUCGUCGUCGUCGUCGAUAUUCCACCAUCGUCCUCUGCGACGGUCAACACCGUAUUGAAUUGCUACUGCUCGUCACAAUCAUUUUUUGUUCACGCGGUGUUUGGUUCACGUACAAACGACCGUAGCGGUCAGUGAAGCUACUUCGUAGCAUUGUUGUCAUCGGCGUUUGGUCUGAUCUGUUGACCGCUCCUUUGCGGCCAGCAUGAAUUACUUGGGCAAGUUCAUCAGUAAUUUCCGGCAUGUUUACAACGAGAUCAAUCCGGCCACCCUGACUGGAGCCAUUGACAUCGUCGUCGUCGAACAACCAGAUGGUACGUUCACAUGCUCCCCGUUUCAUGUGCGCUUUGGCAAGAUUGGUGUGCUACGUAGCAGGGAGAAAAUUGUUGAAAUUGAAAUUAAUGGCGAGCCUGUUCAGCUUCAUAUGAAACUUGGAGAAUCAGGCGAAGCAUUUUUUGUUGAAGAAAUUUCAGAAGAAGAUGAUAUUGAAACAAUUCCACCUCAUUUAGCAUGUUCACCAAUACCAGAUGAUGAAGAACGAAAAUCUAUAGAAUAUGCUAUUAACACAGAACUAGUUGUUCCUAAAACAUUUUGUGCUGAAACUGUUGAUGGUGGAAUUCAAGAUUUUCAACCGUUAAAGUUUCGACCAAUUGAAGACUCCCCACCCCGUCCACAAAUGCGUAAACGGAGACGUAAAAAAUCUGUGAUAAAAAGGAAAGUGAAGGAUGAAACUAAAAAACUUGGAAACACAUUUGGGUCAUGUGAUCUUCCUACUCCUUCUUGUUUAAAUGAUGAUCGUUCCCAAGAUCAAUAUGUAGAUAAUGAUUUACAUUUCUUUAGUGAUACAGAUGCAUCUCCUAGUUCAAAUUUUGGUGAAGUAAAAUAUAAUUGUACGACUGUCCAGUCCGAUACUGAAUAUGAACUUCAGCAAAGAGCCAGAGAUUCAGCUAUUGAAAGUCUUAUUGGAAAAUGUGCAAUUAAUAAGAUUGAUUUGAAUAAUGGUUCUAGUGAUCAUCAAUCUUGGCGUUGGGGAGAAUUGCCUACCCCUCCAGCACGUCGUAGUAGUUUGGACUCUGAUGAUCCUAUAUCAAAUUUACAGGAAGCUUCUAAAAAACAAGAAGCAGCUAAUCAAAGAUCUAUGUUGGCAAAUAUGUUGGGUUUCAUGAAAAAAACCAAACACAUUCGCCACAACUCUUCUGAGAAUGGCGGAAUAUAUUUAGCUGAUUUAUGUACAGAUCAAUUAGAUCCAAAGGUAUUAGAAAUGUAUUUAUACAAUCAAACACCGCCUAGACCUGAUGUUAAAAUUACUGAUGAUGUUGAUGAUGAUGACAUGGAAUCUGGACAAGGAGCUUCAUUAUCUCAUUCACCUACUAGCAUGGAUAGGGAAGGACCAAAAUCUAUUGAUAGUGAUUUUGAUGAAAAGUUCCAUCAAAAUUUGCCUUGCGAAGUAUCAAUUUCUUUAUGUGGAGAACUAGAUAAUUUGAGUAGUACUGAUAUAAUUGAAGAAAAAUUUUCCACUCAUCAGAUUUCAUAUGCAGAAUUUUCUUCAGAUUUCAAUAAUCUUGUAAAGAAUCCUAAUUUAGUAGUGCGCAUAAACAAAAAAUAUUAUAAUUGUCAAACUGCUUUGCCUCAUUUGAUCUCCAUAGCUGCUUAUCAAAAAUUGUUACCCCAGAAUGAAUACUCUGAAACUAAAGUACAAGAAGAAAAAACUAAAGGUCUCAAUCGAGGUUAUACAUCUUGGUUCAACUGGAGUCGUGCCAGUAAAGAUACAAAAUCAAUUACAACAACAGGUGAUUCCAAUCAUUUAUCUGAGCAGUUAGUCCAAAAUAGCGAUAUAAAUGAAUGUAUAAUGAAAUCAGAAAUUGAUGGGAAAACAGAACAUGAAAUGGAAACAUCUAAUAAUAACUAUGUCCCAAGACAACGUUGCUAUAGUUCAACUGACUCAGAGCUUGAACUAGAAACAACAAAACUUUCAUUGAAGUCUUUGAAGGAUAAGAAUGAUAUUUGUAGAAAAACUUUAAGAUUAACAUCAGAGCAAAUUGAAAAAUUAAAUUUAAGAGAAGGUUCUAAUGAAAUUGUGUUUAGUGUAACAACUGCCUAUCAAGGUACUAGUCAUUGCAAAUGUUUUUUAUUUAAAUGGCGAUAUGAUGACAAAAUUGUUAUAUCUGAUAUUGAUGGCACCAUUACCAAAUCAGAUGUUUUGGGUCAUAUACUUCCUAUUGUUGGUAAAGAUUGGGCUCAAAGUGGUGUUGCAAAAUUGUUUACUAAGAUUAAAGAUAAUGGUUAUAAAUUAUUAUAUUUAUCAGCUAGAGCUAUUGGUCAAUCCAGAGUUACCAGAGAUUACUUAAAAAGUAUCAAACAAGAAGAUUUGUCUUUACCAGAAGGACCUGUGCUAUUGAAUCCAACUAGCUUAUUGAAUGCAUUUCACCGCGAAGUCAUUGAGAAAAAACCAGAGGAAUUCAAAAUUUCUUGUCUCAAAGAUAUUCAAGCUCUAUUUCCUGCUGAUAACAAACCAUUUUAUGCUGGCUAUGGAAAUAAAAUAAAUGAUGUUUGGUCUUAUCAAGCUAUUGGUAUACCAAUAUCAAGAAUAUUUACUAUAAACCACAAAGGAGAACUGAAACACGAAUUAACUCAAACUUUCCAGUCUUCAUAUACAUAUAUGAGUACAAUUGUGGAUGAAAUGUUCCCUGUGUUACCGAUGCAAGAGUUGGAUUACAACCAGUUCAUUUAUUGGCGUGAUCCAGUUCCAGAUUUUAAAUAAGGGAAAUUUACCUUUCCUUAAGCUUCAAGUUAUGCAUACAAUUUUAAAUUAUAAAUAUAUUUAUUUAAUAUUUUACAAAAAAGAUUGCCUUAGUGACUUAUAUUUUUGGUCUGAUAGUUCUAUUAAUUUAAUUUGUUAUUGUAUUCACUAUUAUAAGCUUAAAUUUAAUAUGUAAGAGAAACACAGAAAAAAUAAUAAUGACAAUUAAUAUUUUUUGUGAUACGUAGUCAUAUAGGUAUAAUCGAAUAGCGG
Messenger RNA from Sipha flava (yellow sugarcane aphid), 3199 nucleotides. It is a transcript of the gene Lpin, whose product is annotated as phosphatidate phosphatase LPIN2. The record is from RefSeq and is a predicted model, not a curated record. Gene Ontology annotation, cellular component: nucleus. Gene Ontology annotation, biological process: positive regulation of transcription by RNA polymerase II; triglyceride biosynthetic process; cellular response to insulin stimulus. Gene Ontology annotation, molecular function: transcription coactivator activity; phosphatidate phosphatase activity. Lineage: Eukaryota; Metazoa; Arthropoda; Insecta; Hemiptera; Aphididae. Bases 392 to 2947 code for a protein of 851 amino acids. The transcript is spliced from 13 exons.